Molecule: messenger RNA, 689 nt
Organism: Heterocephalus glaber (naked mole-rat)
Lineage: Eukaryota; Metazoa; Chordata; Mammalia; Rodentia; Bathyergidae
Source: RefSeq, a predicted model, not a curated record
GAGCUCCCACAGCUCAGCCCUCCCUCCUCUCCCAACCAAUGGCCACAUCCUGGCUGGGCCCACAGCACAGUGCAUAUAAGAGGACCCUGGAGAGUGAGCACCACCAGGCCAGUCCUGAGCGUCUCCAGCUCCAGCCCACCUGCCCACUGUACCAUCAUGUCUCUGACCAACAGUGAGAGGGCCAUCAUCACGACCAUUUGGGACAAGAUAUCCACGCAGGCUGAUGUCAUUGGCACUGAGACUCUGGAGAGGCUCUUCUCCAGCUACCCCCAGACCAAGACCUACUUCCCCCACUUCGACCUGCACCCGGGGUCGCCACAGCUGCGCGCACACGGCUCAAAGGUGAUGGCCGCCCUGGGCGACGCCGUCAAGAACAUCGACAACGUGGAGGUCGCGCUGACCAAGCUGAGCGAGCUGCACGCUUACGUCCUGCGCGUGGACCCCGUCAACUUCAAGCUCCUGUCUCACUGUCUGCUGGUCACGCUGGCCGCGCACUUCCCCGCCGACCUCUCGGCCGAGGUCCACGCCGCCUGGGACAAGUUCCUGUCCCUUGUGUCCUCCAUCCUGACCGAGAAGUACCGCUGAGCGCCGCCGCCCGAACCCGGCACUGGCUACGACCCCUGAGCAGCAGCCCCCCACACACCCCCCCUCCCGCUUUCCUCCCCGGAAUCCCCAAUAAAAGGAUGAGG